This is a messenger RNA of Glossina fuscipes, 1356 nucleotides long. RefSeq names its product charged multivesicular body protein 7-like. Lineage: Eukaryota; Metazoa; Arthropoda; Insecta; Diptera; Glossinidae. Gene Ontology annotation, biological process: vesicle budding from membrane; late endosome to vacuole transport via multivesicular body sorting pathway. The transcript has a single exon. Bases 1 to 1356 code for a protein of 451 amino acids. Gene Ontology annotation, cellular component: ESCRT III complex; multivesicular body. The record is from RefSeq and is a predicted model, not a curated record.
AUGAUGAAUGUAUGCGGACGAAAUGAAAAGGUCGCUAAUAAGUUCGACGACAAUUUUCCAUAUCCAGCCUGUUGGCACGAUAAUAUGCGCAUGGAAUUCCUUUUAUCGGCCUUUAGAGAGCGGACGGUUAAUCCAGAAAGUUAUGAUGCUAAAUUACAAUUCUGGACACAUCAAAUCCAAGAUUAUUGUGAGUAUAAAGGCGAUGCCAAUUUUAAUAAAGAAGAAUUGAAAAUUCGUUUUACGAGAAAUGGCCGUGUGCCUGCUUGUUUGGACACAGUUUUAUCAAAUAUGCUGCAAUUGAAGAUUAUUUGUGCCAGUGAAGAUUACAAAUUAAAUAUAAAUUCCAACUGGACUGAAUGGGCCCUUAACAAUUUUGUAAAGGGGCCAUUUCUACGGGUUUACAGAUUAUUAAAAUUUUGGCUCAACGCUAAUGAAAUGAUUGCCGAUGCCCAUCGAACUGAAUACGUUCAUAUGGAUGUCUUAACGAAAUUUUGUAUGCAAGUGUAUGAACUAUUGCAAAAAUCUCCAUUCAAAGGAACAGUACAACCUUAUGAAGUACUUAUUGAAGAAGUUUUAAGGGUUAUGACCAUUUCCGAAAGUUGCAUUAAAAUGUGCGCUCAAAAGUUGCACUACGAGCGUAAAAUCAGUUUGUCAUAUAAAUUGGGGGACAAUGAAAAUCGUAUACAACUGAUUAAAGUACCUGUGGAAAAUGAACCCGUUACCGAAAUAAACGAAAACGAUAUAGUUAUACAUAAGAUGGAAGCUGUACGAAUGAACUUAAUGGAACAAUUGCGGGAUAUUGAAGUAAAAAUUGAAGAGAUCAAUUUGAACAUUCAUCAAUAUCUUAAGGAAAACAAACGACAAAUGGCAAAACUUUUACUUCAAAAAAAACAUUUACUGGAAAAUAGCCAUAAAAAGCAGAGUUCCGCUUUACUGAAUAUUGAGACGCUUUUAUUAAGUAUUGAAGAAGCAAAGCAGAACGACAUUAUCCUAGAUGCUUACAAAAGCGGAUCGAAGGCUUUGCAAAAUAUUUUUGAUACUUUAAAUUUGAAUAAUGAGAUUGUAAGAGAUAUUGUUGCUGAUGUCAAUGAAACAAUUGAAACACAUAAGGAAAUCGGAGAUAUACUUGCUGAUACGAAUCCCAAUGUGUCCAAUUCAUAUGAUGACAAUGAUUUGGAACGUGAACUUGCUGAAAUCACCGGCGAGAAUGUUGAGACUGAAACAAAAAUUGAUAACCCAAUCGCAUAUCAAAAAUCUAUGCUAACAGAUGAGCAGCUUAUGAAUAUGUUAGAAGAAUUAGAAGUGGAACAAAAGAGUAUCGGAGAAACAGAAAGAUCACAACAGCUAAAAAGUUAG